AUGGCUCGAGCUUUUGAGAUGGAUGACGGUGAGAUGACCGGUGCUGGUUUACCCAGGAGUUCCAGGAGAAACUCAGAAACUCCAACACAAUCCUUAUUGCGAAAACAAAACCGGAAGGGCAAUGGUCAUCCCAAAGGACUCCGAACCACUUCUCCAAUGGGCAGGGUCAUCUUGAUAAAUUCCCCUUUAGAAGCCAACAGCGAUGAAAGCGAUUCAGUUCUUGCUAUCACAGUAGAUAAAAGUCCAGAUGGAAAAUUGGGGUUCAGUGUUCGCGGAGGGUCAGAGCACGGACUGGGAAUUUUCGUCAGCAAAGUGGAGGAAGGGAGCAGCGCUGAGCAAGCUGGUCUGUGUGUUGGAGAUAAGAUUGCCGAGGUGAACGGUAUCAGUUUGGAAAGCAUAACGAUGGGGAGUGCAGUCAAAGUCCUCACUGGGAAUAACCGUCUCCGAAUGAUGGUGAGACGGCUGGGAAGAGUGCCAGGGAUUAAAUUCUCCAGAGAAAAGACCACAUGGGUUGAUGUUUUGAAAAAGAGGCUGGUGGUGGAGAAGAUCGGCUCCACACCAUCAGACAGCAGCUCUGAAGAUGGUAUGAGAAGAAUUGUCCAUCUUUACACAUCCUCCGACGACAGUUGUUGGGGUUUUAACAUCAGAGGAGGAAAAGAAUUUGGGCUUGGGAUCUUUGUUUCCAAACUGGAUCCAGGAGGCAUAGCAGAAGAAAGUGGAAUCAAAGUGGGAGAUCAAGUCCUUGCAGCCAACGGAGUCAACUUUGAAGACAUAAGCCAUAGCAAGGCAGUUGAAGUGCUAAAGGGACUAACACAUAUUAUGCUAACAAUUAAGGAAACAGGCAUGUACCCUGCUUACAAGGAAAUGAUAGCAGAGUAUUGUUGGUUCAAUAAAUUGAAAAAUGGCCAACUACAACUUUCCCAAACAUCUGAAACUAGCUCUUCCAUCUCCUCCUAUUCUUCUGGGGCUCCCGCAAACGCCGUAAAUGGAUACCAUCAAGCACUUAUUUCUAGCCCAGCCUUGUACGAUCCAGGAAUGGUGGACGUGGGCAUUUCUACAGAAGCUUCACAUGACGGGUUCUUAGAAAGGACAGAAACUGCCAUACAGACAGAUCUUCAUUUGUCUCCAUCUGGGUUCUCAGAUUCUGAAGGAUCUCAGAAAUUAGGAAAAGUUGCAGAGACCCAGAGAACUGUGCGCCCAACAGUACUUCUGAAAGACACAGCCAUAAGGACAGAGAGCUUUCUGGAAUCUCAACAGAAGAAAAAAAAGAACAAGGCUUCCACCGGAGACUUCCCUAGGUCGGAAUCUCCAAAAACUGCUUUGUUACUGGCACUCAGCAAGCCUCGGAAACCGAUCAAGAGAUCUCAGAGCUACUUGAGCCUUUGGGAAGCCAAAAAGAAGAAGAAAAAAGAGAAAAGGACAGCUGGAAACAGUGGCUUGGAGCGCUCAAAAACAUUUAUGAACUUAUUCUUUAAAGGCAGCCGGGGGAAACUAAAUGGCGAUAACAGUAAGGAAGCAGCAACUGGAUCAAAGCCACGCUCACACCGUGACCCAGAUAAAGUUAACAUUGUUCAGAAAUUUAUGAUCAGAAGCCUGAAGAGGGGGAAAGAGCGGAAUCAGCCUUUUUUCUUUGGAUCCCAAAGGGAUUUGAAUGCGCUGUAUAAUGGCGACAUGCAUUUAUCGCUGGAGGACAGACUCUCAGUGAUCGAAGAUAUGGCCAUGAAGCUGCUCAAUGAAGAUGAGGUUGCGGCUGUCUUGCGUCAUUGCAGACGGUAUAUCCAGGAUGGAGGCAUCGAAGAUCUGACAAGACCAUUGCUUGCGAUCUUGGAUCGGCCAGAGAAGCUUUUACUUCUAAGAGAUAUUAGGGGGCUGAUAGCUCUGACUGACCUGGGCAGGUUUGACAGCAUGGUUAUCCCUCUGGAGCAAGAUGCUUACGAUGCUCUGAAAAGCAGAUCAGUGUCAUCACCAGUUCUACGACCCACUCAACACGACGACACACUUCCCAAGAGACAUCUUGUCACUCCGGUUCCUGAUUACAGAGGGGGUUUUCAUCUCAAACCAGCAGAUGAUAAUGCAAACCGUGAAAGGCUUUUAGCAGGAGAUAUGGAAAGGUUAAAGGUUGGAGACUCUUUGGUGGUAAAAAGGACGCACUCCAAAAAUUACACCCCACUCGAAGAUGUGCCAGUCGAUUCCUAUAACGUGCAAAAUACAUCUUUACAAAAGUCUUCUUCCAAAGCUGCAAAAGCAAACUGGCUCCUCACUGAAUCUACUAGUUUAGCCGAAGGGGCUACCGAUUCCCCUCCUUCAUUGCCCAAUGAGACGAGGACCUUGCCAUCCAGAAGUAGAAAGGAACAAAAAAGCAAAAAAAUGACAUUUCAAACUCCAAGAACUACCCACAGCAGGUCAAGGGAAAGGAAAGCUGAUGUAUAUUCUGUGCUUAAUAAACCUAAACAAUCCAGGCCAAUCUUGUCCCAGAUAUUUGGAGGAGUUUCUCUGAGUUCAUCAAACCUUGAUAUUCAAUUAAAGCCUCUAAGAAGAGACACAGAGCUUACAACAACUGAACAGACCUCACAGAACGGCUUCAGUAACGCAAAAGAAGAAGAAUACGAACUGGCAACAGUAACAAUCUCAAAGAUGAAACAGUCAUUGGGGAUCAGCAUUUCUGGAGGAAUUGAAUCCAAAGUUCAACCAAUGGUAAAAAUUGAAAAGAUCUUUCCUGGAGGAGCGGCGUUUGUCAGCGGUGUUCUCCAAGCUGGUUAUGAACUGGUUUCCGUUGAUGGGGAAUCUUUGGAGAACGUGACGCACCAACGCGCCGUUGACGUGAUUCGCCAGUCCUACAGCAAUAAGGUGAAAGAGCCAAUGGAAUUCGUUGUCAAAAUUCCAAAGAGAUCCAGCAGCGACCAGCAGGUGAAAGUGACUAAUGGAAAAUGUUCGGAGGAUGUGUAG
This is a messenger RNA of Spea bombifrons (plains spadefoot toad), 2946 nucleotides long. It is a transcript of the gene PDZD7, whose product is annotated as PDZ domain containing 7. Lineage: Eukaryota; Metazoa; Chordata; Amphibia; Anura; Pelobatidae. The transcript is spliced from 17 exons. Gene Ontology annotation, molecular function: protein binding. Gene Ontology annotation, biological process: sensory perception of sound; auditory receptor cell stereocilium organization. The record is from RefSeq and is a predicted model, not a curated record. The coding region runs from base 1 to 2946 and encodes 981 amino acids. Gene Ontology annotation, cellular component: stereocilium tip; stereocilia ankle link complex; plasma membrane.